This is a messenger RNA of Microtus ochrogaster (prairie vole), 837 nucleotides long. Its product is annotated as vomeronasal type-1 receptor 90-like. NCBI's taxonomy places the organism in Eukaryota, Metazoa, Chordata, Mammalia, Rodentia, Cricetidae. The coding region runs from base 1 to 837 and encodes 278 amino acids. The record is from RefSeq and is a predicted model, not a curated record. The transcript has a single exon.
AUGGUCCUUCAAGACUACAGAAUUAAGCCCACGGAGCUGAUCACAUGUCACUUGGCCCUCAUUCACAUUGUGAUGCUGCUCAUUGUAUUAGGUUUUUGGUCUCCAAACAUGUUUGAGUCACUGAAUUUACAGAAUGACUUCAAAUGCAAGGCAUUGUUUUACCUGCACAGGGUGAUGAGGGGCCUCUCCAUCUGUAUCACCUGCUACCUGAGUGUGCUACAGGCCACCAUCAUCAGCCCAAACACUGACUGGGUGGUUAAAACCAAACACGCACUUACAAAUUACAUCAUGUAUAUUUUCUUGUUUUUCUGGUUCCUCAAUUUGUCUUUCAGUAGUAAUGUCAUUUUGUUCACUCUAGCUUAUUCCAACACAAGCCAGACAAAACCACUUGUGAUCAGUGAAUACUGUUCGAUAUCUCCAAGUACCCCCAUCAGGAGGGGUCUGUUUUCUUUCUUGACAUUUUCCAGGGAUGUCUUCUUUGUGGGGGUCAUGAUGUUCUCUAGUGCAUACAUGAUGUUUCUGUUGUUCCGGCAUCAUAGGCGAUCACUGCAUCUCCACAGAAGCAGCUUCUCUGUAAGAUACUCCCCAGAGCAAAGAGCCACCUGGACCAUUCUGGCUCUGCUGAGUGUCUUUGUGGUCAUAUACUGGAUGAACCUUAUCAUUUCCUCCUACUCAACAUUGCUCUGGAGGUAUGAUCCCGUCCUUCUGAGUCUUCAGAAACUUGUACUCAAUGUCUAUGCUACUGUGUGUCCAGUGAUACAAAUGACUUUCCAGAAAAGAAUACACGAUAUUGUAAGAUUCAUGUACUGGAAAUAUUGUUAUUUUAUAACAGAAUAA